UUAGUCAAUCUCCUUGUAUGCGGCAGCCAUUCAUUUCAAGCCAGUCUGACUUUGCUAGCCGCAAGGCUCUCAUCAAAAUGACAACUUCUGCCUUGGUCGCCUUGGACUCUGUUGCCUACGAGACAGUCUCACUAUGCAAUGGCUCUAAGCUCCUCAGCAUGAAGAGCCAAAAGGACAAGAGCAAGUGCAUGUGUGAGCCGAUGCGAAUGCGAAUGCCUAUGUGGAUGUGGAUGAUGAUGUGAAGGAGAAAUGGUGCGCAACCAAAUGCAACUCUCAAAAAAACACAUUCAAGCUAAGGUAUUGCACCGCGGCUUGGCACAGCUGCAGGCGCUUCUUGCCGCCCUAUCUCGCCACCAGCGGCUUCAAACCGCAGAGCUGCUGUCUAUGCAGCUGAGGUCUGCCCUCAUUCAGCAUGGAGAGGUGGCGCGGUGGAAAGAACUUUGCCAGAAAAGAUCGGCAAUUCCCGAAGGUAAAUCUUUGUGCAAUGCUUCAAGGGGCUACAGAACUUGGUCCAAACAGUCCAAGCGCCAUCGGCGUGGCACUGGAGCAGUGUCCGCGAUUCGUGUCGGCCGGGACAGCAUGGGCUACAUUGCCCGUCUCACGGUGAACGGCAUCACAGUGAGUUCAAGGUGCACAAAGUCAUUCCAGGACGCUGACUAUUUGAGGCAAUUGCUAGCGGAUUUGCAUCAAGUGUUGGAGGCAAUGCCUGGAGCAUUUGAUCAAAUUUUCCGUGCUGCGUUUACACCAGGUGGGCGAGGCGGAGACCUUGCACCUCCUUUGCCCCAGGGCAUUCUUCGACUGCAGGAAUCAGCCUGGCGCUUUCGGGUGCGGGUAGAUGCUCGAGCAUGCACCGGGCGCUUGUUGACUUCCAGAAGCUUGACUUCUGUUGAUGAGGCACUAAGCCUUUGCAAGGAGGCGCAUGUCGCAAAGCAACAUGGCUGGAGUGCACUACGUUCCCUUUGGGCCAGGUGCAUGUCUCUGCGGCGGCACUCUGCAUCAAAACAUGCAUGCUGCCGCCUAGCAAAUCUGGAUGCGAGCAGGGAGAAGUACGCCUCGAAAUCAGCCACUUCAUCUCAGCAGGAUUACUAUAGGACGCCCGUGCCAUUCCUUGGCACAUGUUGUUUGGUCCUUUACGCUGCCUUGACGCCAUUCCCAAGCUGGAGUUUUGUGAGCCCGAGACACAGACUGGAGCGACGCUUGGCAGCGACCUCGUAAAAGACCAAAGCUGCUCAAUCCUUCCAGAGUCAGAGUCACGCCAGUUUGGCCAGCUUGGCCAGUCAGUCCACUGACGGUCCCGAAGCCAGAUCUCGAUGCAGUGACAUGAGCUCUGAAAUGCUUCGGACUCAUGAGAAUCAUGAGAAUCAUGAGAUUCCAAAUCCCGUGAAAUUGGGUUCAGAACAGAUUCCAGUUUGAGCCAUGGAGGGUGGACUGUGG
This is a messenger RNA of Cladocopium goreaui, 1434 nucleotides long. Lineage: Eukaryota; Dinophyceae; Suessiales; Symbiodiniaceae. The record is from the annotation of a GenBank genome assembly.